Messenger RNA from Didymodactylos carnosus, 624 nucleotides. Lineage: Eukaryota; Metazoa; Rotifera; Eurotatoria; Philodinida; Philodinidae. The record is from the annotation of a GenBank genome assembly.
AUGGCUAAUACAAUAGAUCUAUCACAAUUACCAGCUGAUGUAAAAGAUUAUAUUGAAUCGCUUCAAAGUCAGUUACUCGCUAUAACAAGCGCAGCUGAGUUUGCUGAAUCAACAAAAGUUGCCGAAAUUGCAGAUAUACGACAGAAACAUCAACAAGAAUUAGCCUCAAUAAAUACUUUAAUGCAAGAAACUGUUCGAGACGGUGUUAAUGAUGCUCGAGUAAAAUUCGAAACCGAAUAUAACUCUCUUCGACGAAAAUAUGAAGCAUUACAACAGGAAACAUUCGAUUUAAAAUUAAAAGUUGUUGAUGAUAGAGAUAGUGUGCUGGCUGAUAUAUCACGAUCAUUACGUAAUAAAUUAUUACGUGAUACUGGCGAUAAUCAACAAGCGACUUGGGUACAAGAAAAUGCCUCACUUGAAGAAGAUAUGCGAAAAGCACAAGAAAGUACAUCGAUGCUUAAAUCUGUUAUUUUACCAAUGGAAGCUGAAAUUAAUCAACUUAAAUUACAAUUAAAAGAGGCAAAAGAAAAAAUAAAUGAACUUGAAUCACUCCCAAGAGAAGUAAACAUUUCUUUUACAUCGAAUGAAAAUGAAGAUCAAUUAUUAGUAUGUAAAUUGUUUUAG